UACGAGGCAGGGAGGGACAGCAAACUUUUCUCUCCAAGCAGACGGCAAAGUUGAGCAGACGACGCUUCGCAAGCAGACGCGCCAUGGCAGAAGAAGGAGUUCUCAACAGUGUCCGACAAUUACUCUACAACUUCGCACUCGUUUUCUAUUACAUUUUGGAAGCGUUCGUUCUCAAACUCGUGCCUCGAAAGUAUUUGUACAGGAAGAGCAUUGUCGGCGAAACGGUUCUCGUAACGGGCGCCGGUAGUGGCCUGGGUCGUCUGCUAGCCGUCCGCUUCGCGAAGCGCGGUGCUCGUCUGGUGCUUUGGGACAUUGACCGCAGCGGUAACGAAGAAACGGCACGAAUGAUCAAAGCUACGGGUGGUGAAGCGUGGCCGUUUCAUUGUAACGUGGCCGAUAGGACGGCAGUCUACGAUACCGCCAAAGAAGUGAAGGAGCGAGUUGGCAGGGUGGAUAUCAUCGUUAACAAUGCGGGUGUCGUGACCGGAAAGAAAAUUCUCGACAUCCCCGACGAGAUGAUCCUCAAGACCUUUGAAGUCAACACACUGGCACAUUUUUGGGUGAUCAAGGCCUUCCUGCCGGAUAUGCUGGCCGUGAAUCACGGUCACAUCGUGAGCAUCUCCUCCCUGGCGGGCCUGGGUGGCGUCUGCCGUCUCACAGACUACUGCGCCUCAAAGUUCGCCGCCGUCGGGCUCCAGGAAUCUCUGGCCAUGGAACUGGCCACGGAGGGUUACACGGGCAUCAAGAGCACAACCAUCUGUCCCUUCUUCAUCAACACGGGCAUGUUCGCCGGGGCCAAUCCGGGCAUGUUCGGGUUCCUCGAUCCACAGGAGGUGGCAGACAACACGAUAGACGCCGUGCUCGCCAACUACGAGAUACUCAUCCUGCCUAAGGCCUUCUACACCUUGGUAGCUCUCAAGACGCUUCUUCCUUAUAAAGUGGGUAACCUUAUGGUACCUCUGCUCGGAGUGGCAAAGUCUAUGGAUGCCUUCGUCGGUCGACAGAAAUCAUCCGCCACCUAAGAGCCUUCAUCAAAGCUAUAUAUAAUUGUUGCAUGCGAUGAUUUGGAACGGAACGUACCUUUUGACCUUGUUUUUCUAUGUAUUUGUGAAAAACGUCGUUAUUCGGUCGAGUGUACCUGACGAGGAUACUGCAGGGAAAAUGUGGCAUGCAACUUUGUUAUUCAUCCUAUACACAAUUUAAAAACGUAAUACCGAAAAAAAAACUAUAAAAUCUCUAACGUGUCAUAAGGAACGAUAAUGACACACUGAGUCUUCGCAACCAAGGUGCCUCUUGUCCAGUCAGCCGUUCCGAAGAAAUACCAAUAAUACCAGUGAUGGGAAGGUUACUUAUAAAAAGUAACUAAAUAACAAUUACAACCAACGUAUGAAAAUAGUAACUGGGUUUUAGUUACUCUUCUAGCUGUAACUGGUUCCAGCUACAGUUACCAUGUUAACUUACCUUAUUACGCAAGAAAAAAAAGAAAGAAAAUCGUAGUGUUUCCCGAUAGAGACACGGUGCCUGGAAAUACUUUGGAUCAAAAUGCUUCGAGCGUUUUCGCAGUUAAACGUCCACAAAUGCGAUGAGUACAGCAAUAAAUCAAACUAGUCAUUUCUCCUGGACCAAAGACCCGAUUGGUGCUAGUCAGUAUUCGCAAGUAUUGGCGAACGUUACAGCUCGGAAGGUGCUGUGAUGAUAUGUUAAUGGUUAUGCAUUGUACACGUGUGCCUUACAGAUUGUUAUUGUUGUUGAGUGUUCUAUCAAGUUUGUUACAUAACCCUAAGAGGCUUAUUUCUCAACGACAUGUGAAGCAUUCAUUAUGUAAGUGUCUUUAGGUAACACGCUGUAUCGACUUUCUGUCCGGCUGUGGAUGUCGACAUCAACUCUUUUCAUAAAUGGUUCCCGAAAGCCAACAUUAGCUUAUCACUCACACUGGGAAGACAGAUCAGUAAGCCAAGUAACAGCAAGAAGUCAUCAUUUCUGAUGUCAGCCUGUUAUCUGUUUCUGUUAUUAGCUUUCAACACCUAAAAUUCGUCUUCCAUUGAAUGCGGUUUAAAGGGGUUGUGACACAUUGAUGUUGGUGAUUAAUGGCGUCAUAUGCGCAUUGUCGCCAGUGCAGUCAGUAAUCGGUAAAAAGUAAAAACAAUUAUUCCCCUAAGUGAUGCAUUUGACGACAUACAAACACUCGAAAGUACUGACGCUUCGUGCAGUGACGUCAGAGGAGCAAGAGCUUCGAUAAUUCCUAUUUGUUCUCAUAAGCACGUGACCUCCCCCCAGGCCGCUGUCCGCGGUUACCAGACUGCCACAGAGGCAUCACUUUCGGUAUUUGUGGUGACAUUUUUCUUUCUUUCUCUAUCUAAGCAUCAAUGACUCAUUUUGCUGCUGCAUGAUCACAUCGAUGCAUGUUGCUGUCUUUUAUAUUUUUCUUUUUUUCAUAGAACCCAAACCAUCACAUGUGACAACUGUCUAAGGUGCAUUCCCACAUGCGAUGCCGUCAGCUUUGUUCACUCGCCGCAUGGAGCCGGUUUCGCGUUAAUUCACUCGCUUGUUUCUUUCUCUACUUUGAGAUUAUGAACCAUACGUGCGUGUCAAACUAACAGAGGGACCACCACCCUCUGAACUACCUAAUGGUCAGUUGCAAGGUCAGUGUCGGCGCUGUUGAAAGCGCCGCAAGUGAAAAGUGUUGUGUGUUCAACCAAAGUGUAAACCAAAGUAAGCAUCUAUAUAUAUAUAUAUGUACAUUUUUAUACCUGGGUGGUGAAAGAAAUAAAGACGCGUUUUCCAGUC
Messenger RNA from Ornithodoros turicata, 2787 nucleotides. Its product is annotated as epidermal retinol dehydrogenase 2-like. Lineage: Eukaryota; Metazoa; Arthropoda; Arachnida; Ixodida; Argasidae. Gene Ontology annotation, molecular function: oxidoreductase activity, acting on the CH-OH group of donors, NAD or NADP as acceptor. The transcript has 3 exons. The coding region runs from base 84 to 1022 and encodes 312 amino acids. Gene Ontology annotation, cellular component: lipid droplet. The record is from RefSeq and is a predicted model, not a curated record.